ACAGUAUAUAUAAGCCCGCUUGAGCUCCUUGAGAAAGGUGCCUAACUACAUUUACCCUGUAGCAAUUUCUCCUGUUCGUUUACAAAUCUUGGAAAAUGAACACAGUGCGCUUAAUUAAUGUUCUUACUUUCUGUUCUGUGCAGUGUGUUUUGUGUAAAUUGAAUACGGAAUAUUUUCCCGCCAGUUUUCAGACUCCUGAACAAGGAUACUGUCUGGAGAGUUACCGGUGUCAGGGAAGAUCCGACCCUUACACUCAGGACAACUGUCAGUGUGAUUCGGAUUGCUUGAUAUACGGGGACUGUUGCCCCGACUACAAAAGCAAUCACACAGUUGAAAACAAAGCGAUUCCGAGAUUUACAUUGAAUGGCGACAGGAUUUGGAAGAGGUGGGCGGGGUGCUGCUCUUUUGCAAGCACUUAAUCAGCCAAUCAGGAAACCUGGGGAACAAGAUGAAAAAAAGCCAUCAUCAGGUGAUGCCCCAGCACUUGGUCCAGGUGUGUCCACAACAGGUAGUGCUCCAGUAAUUGCACCUCUGGGGAGAGGUUCAACAGGGCGUGGAGCUUUUUAUCAGAGCCUUCUGCAAGGUGCUUCAAUGGCAGGUGUAUCUAGAGGACAGCCAGCAGCACAACAGCCAACACAAAAUAUUCCCACCUCAGGGGGUAGAGGGGUUGCCAAUCUUCAAGCCCUUUUAAAGACUGCUGGAAGAGGAGGAGGCAUAACAGGACCCACACCACCACCACAAAUGCCCCAGGUGACGCCACCAACACAUUCCACAGUUAGUACACCUCAGGGACACUCACCUGCUCCUUCAGUACCUUCUCAGUCAGAAGUUGCACCAACCCAGGGUUCUUCAAAUCCACCCAGUAGUCAACUCAGCAAGAUGUCCUUGGACCGUCCACCUACAGUACACAAAAUAGGCACUGCAGGAAAACAGAUGAAUUUGUCUGGUAAUUUCAUUCAAAUACGAUCCGAGAAUCCAGGAGUCUAUCAAUACCAUGUAGCUUUUUCUCCCUGUAUUGAUUCCAAGAAUAUGAGAUUUAAACUAGUGAAUGCCGUCCGUGAUGUCAUUGGGUUCACCAAAGCAUUUGAUGGAUUUAUUCUCUAUUUGCCACACCAUCUUCCAGAAGAUGUGACCGUGUUACACAGCAAGAGACCUACUGAUGGAGUUGAUGUUACUAUUACCAUCAGAUUAACUAAAGUGAUCCCACCAGUGCAGUGUGUUCCACUGUACAACAUCAUCUUCAGAAGAAUAAUGAACAUUCUUGAAAUGGUACAAGUUGGUCGUUACUAUUACAAUCCCAAAACUUCAUCUGCGGUGCCACAGCACAGGCUUGAAGUCUGGCCAGGAUAUAUCACAUCUGUGUGUGAGAAUGAAGGAGGCUUGAUGCUCCUGGUAGAUGCUAGUCACAGAGUGUUAAGGACAGAAACAGUCCUCCAACUGAUGAAAACCAUUGUACAGAAAAAUCCAAAUGGAUUCCAGGAUGAAUGCACUCGUUCUUUGGUAGGGACCAUUGUGCUAACUCGGUACAACAACAAAACUUACCGUAUUGAUGACAUCUUAUGGUCAAAAACUCCACAGCACACCUUUAAGACAAGUUCAGGAACAGAGCUGUCUUUCGUAGAUUACUACAGAAAUUCUUAUCACAAAGAGAUAACUGACCAAGAGCAACCUCUGCUGUUACACAGACCAAAGAAGAAGCAACUUCCUGGUGGCAAAGUUCCUGAGAAGAGUGAAGCCAUUUGUCUGAUUCCAGAAUUUUGUUAUAUGACUGGUCUGACAGAUGAAUUGAGACAAGAUUUCAGGGUUAUGAAGGACCUUGCCUCUCAUACUCGAGUGACACCAGAACAAAGAUCAGCCACCAUGAAGAAGUUUAUAAAUGCUGUGAAUAGCAAUCCAGAAGCCAAAAAGGAGCUGACAAACUGGGGACUCAGCUUUGCUGAAAAUGCAAUUAAUAUAAAUGGUAGACUGGCUCCGCAAGAAAAGAUAAUUUUUGGCAAUAAUUACACAUGUAUGGCUGGACCUCAAGCUGACUGGAGCAGGGACGCUACCCGUAGCAAAGUCCUUACUUCAGUGGAUCUGAGGAAUUGGGUAGUGUUUUUUGUCAAGAGGGACACCAGCAAAGCUACAGAAUUUAUCAACAUGAUGCAGAAUGUCUGUAAACAGAUGGGCAUUCAGUGUAACAAACCCAAACAUUGUGAACUCGGUGAUGAUCGUGUGGACACUUUAACCAGAUAUCUCAGAGACAGCAUCAAUCCAUCGGUUCAGUGUGUGGUGGUCAUUUGUCCAACAUCCAGAGAUGAUAAAUACUCUGCUAUUAAGAAAAUCUGCUGUGUUGAAAUGCCUGUCCCAUCUCAGGUUAUCAUUGCCAAAACCAUCGCUAAGCCAGACAAACUAAGGAGUGUAACACAGAAAAUUGCGCUGCAAAUAAAUUGCAAACUUGGAGGUGAACUGUGGGGAUUGGAUAUUCCAAUGAGCAAUCUGAUGGUGGUUGGAAUUGAUGUGUAUCAUGAUAAAUCACACAAUAAGAGGUCUAUAGCAGGAUUUGUUGCCAGCACAAAUAAAAUGUGCAGUCGCUGGUACUCCAAAACUGUGCUCCAGAUGCCAGGACAGGAGUUGAUUGAUGGACUCAAGCUUUGUAUGACCUCCUCUAUCAGGAAAUAUCAUGAGGUGAACCAUGUUUUCCCAGAGAAGAUUGUAGUUUUCCGUGAUGGUGUAGGAGAUGGUGAUCUCAAGUAUAUUGAUCAUGAAGUUCAACAGCUGAAGCAGUGCUUUGGAAAUUUUGGAGGAGAGUACAAUCCCAAACUGUGUGUAGUCAUUGUACAGAAGAGGAUCAAUGCUAGGAUUUUCUUAAGGGGUGACAGGGGCUUUGAGAAUCCUCCACCUGGAAGCAUUGUAGAUGACACAAUUACAAGGAGAGACAAGUAUGAUUUCUUCAUUGUGUCUCAGCAUGUGAGACAAGGCACUGUCUCCCCCACUCAUUACAUUUGUGUUCAUGACAGUUUUGAGAUGAAACCAGAUCAUCUCCAGAGAUUGUCUUACAAGAUGACCCAUCUCUAUUACAACUGGCCUGGUACAGUUAGAGUACCUGCUCCUUGUCAGUAUGCCCACAAGCUGGCCUAUCUGGUGGGACAGAAUAUUCACAAAGAGCCCAGUGCAGAGUUGGCAGACAGAUUAUUCUUUUUGUAAACUCUCAAGAUUGUUAGACAAAAGGCAGCAUUUAGAUGGACGUUGGAUCCUGAAUUUCUGGAUUUUGUUUUUUUUUCCGUUAUGGUAUCAUAGCAAAGUAGCUGGUAAAGAUUAACUGCAGAUCAAAGUUUUAGUGUACCAAAUUGCUUUUAAAACUUGUGUUUAUUCAUACAAACAUAAAAUAUGUAUUCAAAUAACAGCCAUUCAAGCACUGCCAUUUACUUUUAUAAAGAUUAAGAUAGCAUCAUUAGCUAUUUCAAGGGAGCUUUUCUAAUCAAAGUUUGUCAAUCUGUUUUCUAUAAACUGUUCACUUUUUCAAUUUUUUUCUAUCAAUUUCAUCAAAACUUGCCACAGCAUCCUUUAGCACAGGGGAUUCAUGUUUCUUCAGACAAAGGGCCAUGUGUUUUUCCAAGAUGAGAUAAGUUAUUUUUAAGAGGAAAAAAAAAGUGGAGAUAGGGUAAGGGUGAUUAAGAACUUUUUUGAAAUUCAUCUCAAUAAUUGCAUUACAAGUUGGGGUGGGGGUAUGUCUUUAUAGGGGGGCUCAUAAUUGUAAUUUAAUGUUUUACUCAGGAAAGCUGUAGUUCAGGUGAGCGAUGUGGCCUAUGAACCUCUUGUUUUAGUUAUUUUCUUGUGUGUUAUGAUAUACAAGGUUAUUAAAAGGAAAACUUAUGCAAUACUCCUUUUAAUUUAUGUGUAUUUUUUUUUUAUUUUGUCUACAGUUUCUAAACCCUGGGACUUUUAGAUAAGGGUCUUGAUAUUCUACAUGAUGUUUUUAGUGGCGAUUUAUAUUGGGAAACAUAGCUGCAUCAUCAAAGGAUUGGCAAUACUUUUGUUUUUAUUUGGCAUCCCAUUAGUAACUAAUUUCAUACCAUUUUAAAUAAAGCUUAGAGAGAUGUAAGUGUCAAUUUGAAAAUGCAAGCAUAAUCAACAUCAGUUCAUGAUCCUGUUUGCAAUAGAGUUUCAUGGUUUUUUUGUGAUCAAUCUUGAACAGUGUAUACAUGUAAUUUGUAUGCCAAGGUAGAUUUCUAUAUUAUUACUCACUUGCCAUAACUUUCAAUUCAUGUUUUCCAAACAGUUUUCCUAUUAUUAUUUUCCUACUGAACUUCUCCAUUUUCAUCAGCUUUUCUGUUUAUAACUGUGAAGUAACAAAUGAGCUUUAAUGUGUGUGAAUGCAUCAUUAUAAAUUGUUUAAGAAAAGAUGAGCAUUUGAAUGUUAAUAAAAGUAACUGAGAUAUUUGUUUUCUGUUAUAAAUCCCAAGUUUUACUAGUCACCCCAUGUUAUUUUUGAUCUUGCCUUAAAUUGCUAUAAAUCAUUUAUCUAAAUUUGCCGAAGAUUGAAUUUGCCCAUUCAGGAUGAGAGCAAAGUGAGAGAAAAUAAAAAAGGAGGGAAGCAAAUCUCUGUAUGCAAUAUUGAUGUUUACUGCAUAUACUUGAAAUCCACAUUUUAAAUAUGUACAUGUAGGUAUGAUAAAACAUUUUGUUAAUACGGAUACUGGUAUAUAUAUUGCAAAACGUGCUAUUCAAACAAAUUUUAAAUUGUGUGACUUCCUGUUACAUGCAUGUAUUGUAAAUGGAAGGUACCUGGAAGAUAUUUGCAGUAAAUUUAAAAGUACUCUUUGUUCUGGAUCUUCUGCACACUUUAAAGCUAUUAAACUCUUUCAACAAGAUUCAGGCUUUGAAAUGAUAGCUUACUUCAUUUCUAUGGUGCAGUUAAGUAUUUUACCACUUUGUAUUAUGAAAAUAUAUUUUUAGAAAAAUUCAGAUGCAUGUACUGUAGCAUGCAUGUUUCCCCUUCAUAUGAUAUUCAACAACAAUUCCAGUGAUAGGAUGCAAUAAUUAUAAUUCUUCAGUAAAACUUCAUAAGGAGCAAUCAAGGGCAGUUACAAUAGUAAAUCCAGUUUAAUUCAGUAACACUUUUCAGUAUUUUGUACAAGUUCGUGAUAGAGCCCAGGGGUUUGCCUUUGUUAUGUGCAAGUGCCCUUUACAUUCAACUGUUUGCAUAAAGUAAAUGUGUUGCUGUAUAUAUAUGAAUCUUGACAUUAAGCAGCGCUUUGUUAUGUUAUAGUUGUUGUUUACUACACACUUGAAUAUUGAUAGUUGAUAUGAUAGGUUGAAUCUAGUCGAGAGGUCGGUCAGGAAGUGUUGCUCCUCGGUUCCCAUUUACUCUAUUUUAAUGUGAAAUCUUGUUGAUGACCAUGUUCAUUACAUUGUGGACAUUAAUUGCAAUGCAGUUAUUCAUUACCAAUAUAUAGGAGAGGGAUCCUCAGACCUGGCAUUAUCCAGAGAUGUAAAUAGUUUUAUGCUAUAAAGUCAGAAAACUUUUUGGCAUAAAACAUGUUUUUUGUUUAUUCUUUAAAUUUAAAUUGAAAGAUACAAAAUUGAGUCUGAGUAUAUGGUUUGUUUUUUUAACUUUGAAGGAAUUAAUGCAUAUCAAGGUGUGUCUUUGAAAUAUUUGUGAUUUUUAGCUCACUUGAGCUAUAAACUCAAGUGAUCUUUUCUGAUCUCCUGUAGUUGGUUCGUCUGUCCAGCAAACUUCACACAUUUUUUACUUUUUCUCUAGAACCCAUGGGCCAUUUUCAGCUAAACUUGGCACAGAGCAUUCUUGGGUAAAGGAGAUUCAAAAUUGUUCAAAUGAAGGACCAUGUCCCCUUCCAACAGGAGAUAAUCAAUAAAAGAUAAAAAUAGGAUGGGGUAAUUUAACAACUGGGGUAGAAAAAAUUGGGAUUCAAAGUUUUACAUGAAUGUGGAUUAAGUUUAGUUUUUGCUUUUUUUACCAAAUUUUUUACCCUUGGGAUCAAAUUUUGCCUAAUACAUAAAGUGUGUGUGUGUGGGGGGGGGGGGGGGGGGGGUGUCUCUUAUCGAGAACAGCAAGGCUAAUUUAGUAAUAAUAAUAUUAAAGUAUCCCUAUGUUGAGUGGAUUUAAGUUGGGUUAAGUCGUAAUCCCGUAGGGCUAAAAUUGUGUCAAAAAUUUUCCUGUGAAUAAAGAGGGUCAAAAUCUUUUAAAAGAACAGCAGGGUCAAGGUGACUUGAGUGAGCAUUGUGGCCCAUGGACCUAUUUUUUUCCCUACCUUGUAUUCUUUAGAACUGUUUCAUAUGUAUGUAUAGUUUGUGUUUAAUUGGGACCAGUUCACUUUGGACCAAGUUGGAUUCAGAAUAGUAUUAACGUACAAUAUUUUUUCUGCUUUCUUUCAUACUGUAAGUAUUGGAUUUCUAGCGUUCAAUAAAUUUCUUGUUUUUUAUCUCAUUUGCCUAUUUUUGGUUAAAAUAGGAAAAAGAAAAUUUUUGGUUCAAAGGUUUUGCUAUAUCAAUUCUAGGUGAUGUAUCAUGAAUAUUUAAUUCGUAACCCAUAUUGGAUUUAUUCUGAACUUGGUUUAGAUUCAUCUGUAUAAGCAUUGCAGUGUGAACUAGCCCUAAAACACAUUUUUGUACUGUAACUUUAGAACUGUAAUCAUACUUUGUUGAAAUUCAUGCAUACUGCAUCAAGGUAUAGAUGCAGUUAUUGUCUGCAGUUUUUUAUGGACUGAAAGAUGUAAUAAAUUUUUGAGGAGGAA
Messenger RNA from Ostrea edulis (European flat oyster), 6737 nucleotides. Its product is annotated as piwi-like protein 1. The transcript has 21 exons. Lineage: Eukaryota; Metazoa; Mollusca; Bivalvia; Ostreida; Ostreidae. Gene Ontology annotation, biological process: regulatory ncRNA-mediated gene silencing. Gene Ontology annotation, molecular function: protein binding; piRNA binding. Gene Ontology annotation, cellular component: P granule. The record is from RefSeq and is a predicted model, not a curated record. Bases 364 to 3186 code for a protein of 940 amino acids.